AGAGUUUUCCUGAUGUAUAUAUGCAGGUAGAGAGAUUUGAAACGGCCCUCUCAGCCAGUAAUACAAUAAAACUCUGAUUUGCAGAGCGGUAGUUCUCAUUUUUCUACUUUCUUGUGGGAAUGACUUGCCGACCUUUUACUUCUGCUGAUACCUUUAUACCUCUGAAUUCAGAGUCUUCUGCAACUCUGCCUCUGAUCAUGCAUCACAGCGCCUCUGAGUGCCUACCAGUCUCCAACCAUGCCACCAAUGUGAUGUCUGCAGCAACAGGACUUCAUUAUUCUGUUCCUUCCUGUCAUUAUGGAAAUCAGUCGACAACCUAUGGAGUGAUGGCAGGAAGCUUAACCCCAUGCCUCUAUAAGUUUCCUGACCACACUUUGAGUCAUGGCUUUCCUCCCAUGCACCAGCCUCUCCUGGCAGAGGACCCCACAGCCCCUGAUUUUAAGCAGGAACUCAGGCGGAAAAGCAAAUUGGCUGAAGAACCAAUAGACAUGGAUUCUCCAGAAAUACGAGAACUUGAAAAGUUUGCCAAUGAAUUCAAAGUGAGAAGAAUUAAGUUAGGUUACACCCAAACCAAUGUUGGUGAAGCCCUGGCAGCUGUGCAUGGCUCUGAAUUCAGUCAAACAACUAUCUGCAGAUUUGAGAACCUACAGCUCAGCUUUAAAAAUGCAUGCAAACUAAAAGCAAUAUUAUCCAAGUGGCUGGAGGAAGCUGAGCAAGUGGGAGCUUUAUACAGUGAAAAAGUGGGAGCAAAUGAAAGGAAGAGGAAGCGGAGAACAACUAUAAGUAUUGCCGCUAAAGAUGCACUGGAGAGACACUUUGGAGAACAGAAUAAACCUUCCUCUCAGGAGAUCAUUCGGAUGGCAGAAGAACUGAAUCUUGAGAAAGAAGUAGUCAGAGUCUGGUUUUGCAACCGAAGGCAGAGAGAGAAACGGGUGAAGACCAGUCUGAAUCAGAGUUUAUUUACUAUUUCUAAGGAGCAUCUUGAAUGCAGAUAAAAUAUCCUGAAAGCCAGUUUUCCUUUUUCUUCAACAAAAGUAGACAUUUGCUACUUGACUUUUAGUAAAUUUUGCAGAAUCUUUUCUAUCUUUUUUUUUUUUUUUUAAGGCACACCAUUUAAACUCUAUUUAAGAAUCACUGUCUUUUAAUGUCCGAAUUCAGACUAUACAUUUAAACUAAGGGGUAAAAUGAUAAUCACUCAACUUCCCUCCCCUCUUCUUGGUCGCUGGAACCAUAACAUACAGUGCACAGGAGUACACACAAGUAUAUUUUACUUUAAGAGUUCCUUUUCUGAAGGGUUUUUGUCAGCUUUUUUUUUUUUUUUUUAGUAUCUCUAUCAGUAAAAUUUAGUAAUUAGUGUCCUGCACACCAUUAGCUGAAGUUUACUUAAACUGAAAGUUUAGAAUUUAAGAACCAGAAGUGCCUGAGAAUUUUAUUAUUUCAUUUAGGAGUAGAUCUAAUUCAGAAGUGACAUCUUUGAAAUUAAUAUUUAGGGCUCAGCACCCCUUCCCCCCAAAAAAGUAUUUUAAAAGAGUUGUAGAAACUUUGACCUUUUUAUUAUUCCUAGAGAAUUUUUUUUUUUGAUGUUUAGCUAUAGAAAGCAUGCUUUAGGAAUUCUUGAGCCCUGACCUGCUCAAGGAUAAUAAAGAAUAUAAAUUGCAAUAAUGCAGGGGAUGCAUCUAAUGUUUGUGAUUGUUUCUUUAGUGUCUGGGAAAAGUCACAAGUAAAAGAGAUUUAUUUUCGGCUCAGUUGACUAAAAUGACUUGCCAUUAAUAAUAAAAAUUUUAGUAUGUUGAAGUAUCUAAUCUGAAUUGUAUCUCAAGGAUCAUGUUUAUUUAAUUUAUAGUAAUUAUUUAUCUGGAAUAUAUAAAAUAAAUUAUAAUGUUGUAUCAAUCUAAAAUAGUGAAUUUUUAUACUGAGUUUAAACUUGCUAACAAUAUAUGUCUCACUUAUUUCCUAUAACAUAAAUGAAUAUAAUUAGAGUACAUCUUAUUGUUGACUUGAAAUGUUUACUAAAUAAAUCAUACUGUCUCACCUCUUA
Messenger RNA from Erinaceus europaeus (western European hedgehog), 2038 nucleotides. RefSeq names its product POU class 1 homeobox 1 (gene POU1F1). The coding region runs from base 120 to 995 and encodes 291 amino acids. Gene Ontology annotation, molecular function: DNA-binding transcription factor activity, RNA polymerase II-specific; RNA polymerase II cis-regulatory region sequence-specific DNA binding. The transcript has 6 exons. Gene Ontology annotation, biological process: regulation of transcription by RNA polymerase II. NCBI's taxonomy places the organism in Eukaryota, Metazoa, Chordata, Mammalia, Eulipotyphla, Erinaceidae. The record is from RefSeq and is a predicted model, not a curated record.